Drosophila guanche is the source of this 2058-nucleotide messenger RNA. It is a transcript of the gene Rcc1, whose product is annotated as regulator of chromosome condensation. Gene Ontology annotation, molecular function: guanyl-nucleotide exchange factor activity. The transcript is spliced from 3 exons. NCBI's taxonomy places the organism in Eukaryota, Metazoa, Arthropoda, Insecta, Diptera, Drosophilidae. Gene Ontology annotation, cellular component: cytoplasm. The record is from RefSeq and is a predicted model, not a curated record. Bases 235 to 1812 code for a protein of 525 amino acids.
AACGAAACCCGAGCUACAUCGCAAGCAGCUGCCGAUUCCCGCGCAUUUUUCUCCCAAAAUCUUGGUUUUUUUCGCUAUUUGGUUUUCACUCGCAUUAAAACCACCGUAGCGGCAGGAAUCUGCCACAAAAGUGUCCUUGAGAUAUCCGGCAUAAUUUCCAUUUGUUAGUUUCUGUGACUAAAUUUGUGAAAUAAAAGAGAUUAUUUUGCGCAUCAACAUCACAAACAAAGAAUAAUGCCGCGACGCAAGGCCGUAACCAACAACAACAAUGCCGGCGAGGCAGACGACCAGCCCACUGCGGCAAAAAAGGCGCGCACUGUUUUCAUGCUGGAACUACCCAAGCGACGCCAGACUGCAGGCAGCGUGCUGGUAUGCGGCACGGGCGACACUGGGCAGCUUGGAUUGGGCGAGGAUAUACAGGAGCGUAAGCGGCUUUCCGUGGUGGAGAAUAUCCCAAAUCCUGUGGAUAUUUGCGCUGGUGGCAUGCACAGCCUCGUGCUGACGAAGAGCGGGGACAUCUACUCUUUCGGCUGCAACGACGAGGGCGCCUUGGGACGCAGUUCCAGUGAGGACGGCAGCGAGUCGUUGCCCGCUUUGGUCGACUUGCCCGGCAAAGCGCUGUGCAUUUCGGCGGGAGAUUCGCACUCUGCGUGCAUAUUGGAAGACGGCAGCGUGUAUGCCUGGGGAUCGUUCCGCGACUCGCAUGGCAAUAUGGGCUUGACCAUCGAUGGCAACAAGCGCGUUCCCGCUAACCUUUUGCCGGGAACUGUAUGCUGCAGCAUUGCCUCGGGCUCCGAUCACUUGGUUAUAUUAACCACCAAAGGAAAAGUGUUUACAGUCGGAUGCGCUGAGCAGGGUCAGCUGGGACGCAUUUCACAGCGUUCAGUGGGCGGAGAGGGUCGCCGGGGCAAGCGCGAUCUACUUCGACCGGACGAGCUAAUACUGAAGCGUACCAAGCCGUUCGAGGCCAUAUGGGCCACGAAUUACUGUACUUUCCUGCGGGAAUCACAAACAGAGACUAUCUAUGCCGUCGGCUUGAACAACUUCAAGCAGCUGGCGUACGAGAAGGAUGUGGAAGUGGUUUUGUAUCCCAUUGCGAGUAAGCUGAAAGACAUCAAGCAGAUUACUGGCGGUGUCCAUCAUACACUAUUUCUGAAGAGCGAUCAAAAGUGUUAUGCCGUUGGUCGGCCAGAGUAUGGACGCUUGGGCCUGGGCGAAAAGGCUGAUGUGGUGGACCAAUUAACGCCCGCUAAUAAGCUGUCGGACAACAUUGUCCAUGUGGGAUGUGGCGAAGUCUCUUCGUAUGCAAUCACUGAAGACGGCAAGCUAUAUUCUUGGGGCAUGGGCACCAAUUACCAGCUGGGUGUAGGCGAUGGCGACGAUGAACUGGAGCCGGUUCUUGUCAGCAGCAAGAACACACAAAACAAGAAGAUGCUGCUUGCAUCGGGCGGUGGCCAGCACGGUCUGUUCUUGGUUCAGGCUGAUGUGAAGGAGCAAAAGGAAAAUGUGCCAACAGCAGGCACGAGCGUCAAGAAGGACAAUGCUCCUCUUCUCGCUACGACUGCAACCGAGGAAACAGCAGCCAACUAUAAAACUCCACCGAAAAAGGCCGCUGCUAAGCGAGGAGCAGCUGCUGCAGCAAAGGAGGAAAGCGAAAUAGUUAUUGCAGAAGCCACAAGCACCAAGAGUGACACGAGUCCUACUCCUCCAUCGCCAACUUACCCCAAGGAAACUGCCAAGGGUGGUGUUUCAAAAUCUAAAACUCCACCGAAGAAAGCCGCUGUCAAGCGAGGAGGAUCCAAAAAGAAGUAAAACUUAAGAAUAAUUCAAUAAAAGUUGACUACACCCAAUUUGUUUUUGGUCGCAUUUAGCGGCUCCCUACGCUUAUCCUAAUUAAGAAAUGUUUACGCCUGAUCCCGAAAUUUCCGAGACACGAUACAUAUUAUUGUUUAUAUCAGAAAAUAGUUGUAUGGUAAAUUUUUGUUUUCCGUUUGUGUAUCUUGGAAAUCCAACGAUUGGCGAUAGAUUCCUAAUAAAACAAAUGAUUUGUUUAAAUAA